AUGACCGCAGCCUCAAGCGACGCCGUCGAUCGCUCUUCGGACAAGCCUGCUCCAAGCUCCCCUUCAAACACUCCGCAAUCCUCCCAACAUGUCGUCAAUGACCCCACGCCGGCCACGGGCGCCACCGCCGUCGAACCGGUGGUGCAAAAUAACGACGGACAGAUAAAAACUCAAGAGGCAGAAGAAGCACGAGUUGAAGUGGACGAUUUCGGUCUCCCUAUUCGAGCUCGUCCUAAGCCUGCCCAACCUUCAAGCAGCAGCUCGUCCGAAGCUGGCGAAUUCGAAGAUGCGAUCGCCAAUCCCAAAGAAGACGAAUCCGCUGAGCCAACGGAGCCGGUGGCAUCCCAGGACAAACCUGAGUUGGAGCUCCAAAAACCUGAACAGGAUGCCGAAAAACCACCGGAUCAAAGAGACCAAAAGCCUCCCGCGGCGUUGGAAUCGAGUGCGCCUGCUCCUCCUCGAAGGUCAAUUUCCAAAGCGAAAUCCUCCCAAAUAUCCGAAUGGUCCCACAUGCGACUGGCCGCCCAACCGCAGGUGCCGGAUGAGGACAGCGAGGAAGACGUGGAAGACGAAGUCGAGUGGAAGGACAUGCGCGCCGCCGACGAGUUUGACUACUACGAUGACUAUGGGAGGUUAGUUGUCAAGGGGGGCACGGCAGAGGACAAUGAUGCCGUCUACAGAGGCCUUGGGGGUGCUGGAAAAGGUUAUACUCGAGUCCAGCUGGACGAAGAUGCGCAGUCGGCCAAUAGUCUAGACGAGGACACGAGCUACUUGUUCCGGGAUGCAGGGGGAAAUUCUGCCGGCUUUGAAGGCGAGGAGCUUCGCGACUCGCUCAGCCAGCUGCAGGCCACGAAGGACCUUCUUAAUGAAACGCAGAAAAUCGCAUACGUGGGCGUGGUGAAGCUAGCCAUCCACCAAAUGAGCCUGGAAUUGAUGAAGGUGCCAAAAACCAAGGCUACGCGCAAAACGAUUCAGAACGCGGUGGAUGCCUUGAGGAAAUGGGGCCAGGCGAUGAUGGGACGGCUAUUUAUGCACAUGGAGAUCGACUCCGCCGAGCAGAUCAUGAUCGAACAGCUUGCUGAACACGGCGUGCAACCCUCGGAUCUGGUGCGACCACUUAUGCAGAACGCGCGAGUCAAGAAUCCCAUGGCAGAGGAAGAAUCCCCAAAGAAACCAACUUCUUCCGCGGCUUCGCCGGCCUUGGGAGGUGAUAUGUCGCGGAUGUCUACUGAGACUGCCAUGUCCUCUGAAAUUGGGUCUCCUCCACCAUACGAUGCACACGAGAACGAUGAUCCUGACGUUCAUACACCCUCGCAGAUGCCGACGUCUGAUCGAAUUGAUAUCGACCUUCGGUGGACGGUACUGUGCGACCUGUUCUUAGUGCUGAUUGCCGAUUCAGCGUAUGAUUCCCGUUCACGAACGCUUCUUGAGAGUGUUGGUGCCGCUAUGGAUGUGUCGUGGCUACAAAUCUGCCGUUUUGAGAAGCGGGUCACGGAUGCCCUGGAGAUGCAGCAAGAGGCAGAAAAAGAGAACUGGGACGAAUCUGGACAUAUGGAGAGGCGCCGCAAAAUGGCACUGAAACGAAAAUACAUGGUUAUGGGGUUGGCAACGGUCGGUGGCGGUCUGGUUAUCGGUUUGUCGGCGGGGCUGCUGGCUCCUGUCAUUGGGGCUGGUCUUGCCGCUGGUUUCACCACCGUUGGUAUCUCUGGGACCAGUGCGUUCUUGGGUGGAGCCGGUGGAACGGCCUUGAUCGCAUCGGGUGCCACCGUGACCGGAAGCACCAUUGGAUUGAGGGCCUCGAAUCGGCGUACCGGUCCGGUGCAGACUUUCGAAUACCGACCCUUGCACAACAAUAAGAAAGUCAACCUGAUCGUCACUGUUGCCGGCUGGAUGACCGGCAAGGUGGAUGACGUCCGUCUCCCUUUCAGCACCGUGGAUCCUAUUAUGGGUGAUCUCUACUCCGUCCUGUGGGAGCCUGAGAUGCUCCGGAGUAUGGGUGACACUAUCAAUAUUCUCGCCACAGAGGCAUUGACCCAGGGCCUCCAACAAGUGCUUGGCAGCACGGUCCUGAUGGCAUUAAUGGCAUCUUUGCAACUCCCCAUUGUUCUCACCAAACUCUCCUACCUAAUUGAUAAUCCAUGGAGCGUAUCGCUGGAUCGCGCGUAUUCGGCUGGUCUCAUCAUGGCCGACUCCUUGCGGGAUCGCAACCUCGGGAACCGGCCUGUCACCCUCCUUGGUUUCUCGCUCGGCGCGCGUGUCAUCUUUUACUGCCUCCGAGAACUGGCUGACAAGGGCGCUUUUGGACUGGUCCAAAAUGUGUAUCUCUUUGGGUCACCAAUCGUGGCAAAGAAGGACGAGUAUCUCAAGGCUCGUAGCGUGGUCUCUGGCCGGUUCGUGAACGGCUACUCCACCAACGACUGGAUCCUGGGCUAUCUGUUUCGGGCUACGGCCGGCGGUAUCUCGCGAGUGGCGGGUCUCGCAGCUGUGGAGGGGAUCCCUGGCCUGGAGAACUUUAACUUAACCCAGUCUGUGAACGGACAUAUGGAUUACCGUGCGGCCAUGCCUCGUCUCCUCAGGGAAGUCGGCUGGGAGGUGCUCGGUGACGAGUUUGCGGAAAUCGAGGACCCAGAUCCCGACAACCAUGCCGAGCGACAGCGGGAGUUGAUCCGCGAGAUCGAUGAAGCUCGUCGUGAAGCAGAGGCGAAGCCAGAGAAGAAGAGAUUUGGUCUCUUCAAGCGAGGGAAGCUGGCCGAAAAGAAAGGAUGGGAAACCUACGACGUGGACCGGAACAACAGUCCCCACGAAUCCACCGAGGUAACCAGUGGGCCUGGGACUGUGCUGUUUGACAUUGAGGCGAUUCGAGCUGAAUUGGCUUCGGAAGCGAUCGAGGUCAAACAGCUUGAAUCGACCUUGCCCCCGAUGAAACUGGACCUGAAUCCUCUAGUCGAGUCCCGGUCCGCGCAACCGACCCCAUCGAAUGAGAAGGGAUCCAAGUCCGGCGAAUCAAUCCCUUCUGUGCCACGGACUGUGUCUGAGCCACAGCUCAACACGGGCUCUCACGCGCCUAUCCCUUCUUCAGCUGCGCCCAAGAAAGAAGAGAUCGAGAUGACCUUUGAUACUUCCUACCACAAGCCCCCGCCCAGCGAUUGGCCUGAUCCUCCCACACGACCGGAACUGCGGUCGUCAGCGACCGUGCCCAAUCAUGUUGGGACCAGCGCGAUGGCGCCCGUCGAUCUAGAGCACAAUGCCUGGGCGGAUCAUGAUGAGGGCGAGAUCCAGAUGAGCUUUGAAUGA
This is a messenger RNA of Penicillium riverlandense, 3294 nucleotides long. Its product is annotated as TMCO4 family protein. NCBI's taxonomy places the organism in Eukaryota, Fungi, Ascomycota, Eurotiomycetes, Eurotiales, Aspergillaceae. The transcript is spliced from 2 exons. Bases 1 to 3294 code for a protein of 1097 amino acids. The record is from RefSeq and is a predicted model, not a curated record.